AUGGAAGCAGAUAUCACCGUGGACGAUUGCAAAGAGCCGUUGGAACAGCUUGUCUGGCUGUGCCAACAUCUUGGCUCAAAAAGUAAAGUUCCAGGCUGGGUGGAACAUAGCAAAUAUCUUCAAAAUUUCAUCAAAACAGUCCGUAUCUCCAAGCUUUCAUCUUUGGACCAUGUUGCCCAUCAGAAAGAAUCCAUUCAAUUGAACCAAAGGCGGAUGCUCAAAAAUACUAGGAUCUUGACCAUCUAUAAAGCCAAGGAGGAGGGCCGACAAGAGCUCCUUGCAACACUCAGAGCUAUGGAGCCUGCUGCAAAGGCUGCUUUCUUGGCGACAGAAGCAUGA
Molecule: messenger RNA, 339 nt
Organism: Puccinia graminis f. sp. tritici CRL 75-36-700-3
Lineage: Eukaryota; Fungi; Basidiomycota; Pucciniomycetes; Pucciniales; Pucciniaceae
Exons: 2
Coding region: 1-339 (112 amino acids)
Source: RefSeq, a predicted model, not a curated record